Messenger RNA from Penaeus indicus, 533 nucleotides. RefSeq lists its product as uncharacterized. The coding region runs from base 96 to 452 and encodes 118 amino acids. NCBI's taxonomy places the organism in Eukaryota, Metazoa, Arthropoda, Malacostraca, Decapoda, Penaeidae. The record is from RefSeq and is a predicted model, not a curated record. The transcript has 3 exons.
UUUUAUUUCGAUUUUCCUUCUCAUUUCCAUUAUCCGUUCUUAACUAUUUAACGACGCAACUGCUUGUUUCCCGUAACUGCCUCCCAUGCGGCGGAAUGCGACCGCUGCCUCAGUUCCCGCCAAGGUCUUGUUGUGAAUACAUCCUCGUAGUGCUGUUGGACGAUUUUGGCUGCAUGCGGGCGGGCAGGCCGGCCUCUUGCUGGAUCCGUGGCGGUCGCCGAGCUAAGCGGAGAGCUUUUCUUGCGACUCUGCAGGGAGGGACAUUCUAUUUCCAAGCAAGACAAUGGCAUGGCAGCUCACCUGUAGCCUCCACACUGACGGUCUUUGCGUCUUCGUCCUCGCCUUCGUCCUCGCCUACGCCUUCGCCUUCGUCCUCGCCUUCGCCUUCGCCUUCGUCCUCGCCUUCGUCUUCGUCCUCCUCCAGACGCCUAGACGCUCUGUUCCCUCCUUGAGCUUCAGACGGUGAAUAUAACUGCCUAGAUUUUCCUUUGUCUUUAAAACGUUUCAUGGUUAGUAUCUGGUGUUCUUUCAUG